This is a messenger RNA of Alternaria conjuncta, 534 nucleotides long. RefSeq lists its product as uncharacterized. The transcript is spliced from 2 exons. The coding region runs from base 1 to 534 and encodes 177 amino acids. Lineage: Eukaryota; Fungi; Ascomycota; Dothideomycetes; Pleosporales; Pleosporaceae. The record is from RefSeq and is a predicted model, not a curated record.
AUGUCCGAAGACCCGAAUUUGCAGGACGUGGUGGGUAUUGAUGUCCUUGGUAAUGUCACAAGCGCUUCACAAAUCGUCGCCCAUCCCAGCGAAACCUUCAUGUACAUCGUCACUAAGUACUCAAACGAGCUGAUUGUCGUUUCUUUGGCAGGUGACACCCUCUCUCCGCUUCAAGCAGUCAUUACGGCCUUUACCCUCAAUGUCACAACCGGCGAGGUGGUAGAUGUCGCUGCCCGUGCGAGCUGGCAGGGAUUUGGCGAAGGCCAGCUCACGGCAGCGCCUUUUGAUGAUGGCGAUGUAGUCGCUAUCACAGACUCUCCGACGGCAUACAUCACUAUACUCGGUCUCGAUCAAUCCACAUUGCCAAGCGCCCGCAUAGGCGAGGAUUUUGGCCUUCACGACUAUUUGUAUGCCAUGCAAGUUGAUGAGAGGAAACGCAAAGACAUACAAAUGGCUGCACCGAAAAUCAAGAGCUAUGGUCGCGUUUUUGUUGACGAUCACGUCAACUUAGGUGACUGUGCGUGGAUCGAUUGA